AUGUCUUCUCCGUAUUAUUCUCCGGCUGGUAUGCAUCAAGAGAUCGGUCAAAAUCCUCCUGGGUUUGAUACCGAACCAGAACCAAUGAGUACAUACCAAGAAACACAACCUGUACCACUCUCAACUUACAGAGAAGAAGAAGAAUCAGACCCACUCCACACCACACAGCAAGAGAAGGACGACUUCUGGGAGAACGGUUUCAACAGAGAAGAAGCCAUUGAUAAAGAAGCUCCAGAACCACCGCCGGCGGCCAAGGAAAACGGAAAGAGAAGCAUAGACAACAACAGCUCCUUCACUCACGGAGAAACCGACCUCAACCAACUUCCCGCAAUCCCUCCCGUCUCAUCCGGCCAAGGUCUCCCCUACGCUCCCGUCGACUGGCCAAGCCCCGGCGAUGUAUGGACAUGGAGAGUCGGUAGAAGAAUAACCGCUACUGGCUUUCAUCAAGACAGGUUUCUCAUUCUCCCUCAGAGACUUCAUCAGAAGAAUGUACCAAAGUCUUUCGCUAGCAAGAACACUCUCGCUCGUUACAUCGAAGCCAACUUCCCCGCCAUGGACCGCGACGCCUUCUUCGCUUCCUUUAGCUGGAAAGUCCCAGCUCUCUUCCAGAAUGCACACAAAGUUGAUGCUGCGUCUCUCUUUGAGGAGACACCGAAAGAAGUGGAGGCGGCGGCGGCAGAAGGGAAUUCCCGGUACAGCCAGCGGAAGAGGAAUCCAAUGCCGACUUAUGAAUCUCUUGUUGAAGAGAAACCUAAAGCCAAAGCAGCAACUCCACGAGGUGGCGGCAAGAAGAAGAAAGGAGCGACUCCUGCAACUGUACCACAGCCGAAAUCAUCUCGGCAGUCCACAAGACGCACCUCCUCGAGAGGAGGAGGAGCUGUGGAUUUGAACUACCAAGAGGAGAAGGAAGGUGAACAACCUCCUGCUGCAACUACUGGACCAGGGAGGAAGAAGAAACGCAGAGUUAACUUUGCGGAGGAAGAGGAUGCUUCGAUUCCUCAUAUCUACGUCUCUCCCAUGAACGGUGUUCUUGCUGUCUCUCACUCGCCUGUGGAUGUUGAUCCUAUAGAGUUUGACACUUACUUGAACUCUCUUGAAGACCUUCUUCACCAAGCUCCGGAAGAUGCUGCACCUGGGAGUGGAGAGUCCUCUGCUGUUGUUAGUCUCAGCUCUCCGAUGAGAGAAUACGAAUGGGCUGAAGCAAGAAUGAAGAUCUCGUCUCUUCUUGAGAUUGAUCUCCCGACUCUGUUCGUCUCCAAGGACGCUGCGGAGAUAGCUGCAUUGGCGACUAAGCUUAGGAAAGAUCCAAACCUCUCCGCUGAGGAGAUUGUGAGGUUGAAGCUGAUAGAAGAGAUUCCGAGUUUCAGCGAAGUGUUCAAGGAGAACAAAGGAGUGAUUGAAGAAGCUGAUAGGUUCUUCUCUGCGUUGGAGCUUAACAAAGCUAAAGUAGCGUCGCUGAAGUAUGAAUACAGUGAUUUGAAGCACAAGCUUGGUGAUAUCCAGAUGGAAGUUGAUGCGAACUCGGAGACUAUUCGUCAGAUCGAUGAGCAGAUCGCUCAGCUUCAAGCGAGGAGAGCUGAGCUGAAGCGGUACAUAGGGAGCAAGGAGAAGGAGAAGGUUGAUCUGAGCUAUGGACAGAAAAUGGUGGCGAAUUCGAUUCCGAAAGUUGUACAGGAAGUUCAGUUAGCUAAUUCGAAGAAGCCGGAUUGGGAAUGUAAGAAGGAUAAUGCUCUUAAGCGUGAAGCUGAGAUCCUCUCUAAAUUCAGUGCUCUCCAAGGCUUCUUCCUCUAA
This is a messenger RNA of Microthlaspi erraticum, 1791 nucleotides long. NCBI's taxonomy places the organism in Eukaryota, Viridiplantae, Streptophyta, Magnoliopsida, Brassicales, Brassicaceae. The record is from the annotation of a GenBank genome assembly.